CAGAUUUAGCUGAACUCAACCUGUGGUGUGGAUCACUGAGGCGUGGGAGUGGCUUAAAUCGCUGUUUGGUUUUAAAUCCACACGUGGUGUCUCGGUCUUCAGCUUGUUUAGGACGGCGCACACAGCGAGAAACUUCGGACCAAACUCAUGCCACUGCAUUGCCCUCGUCUGUCGUUGCAGGGCUAGACGGAGAUCCGACGGAGGCUCUGAUAUCUCGGCAAAAUGCCAUCUCAUCCCAUCAACAAGUUUGCUGACCUGGAGGAAAUGAUGUGCAAGAAUUUACUGAGACUUGACCUCAGAGAGCAGAGCAGGCUACCUCCGUCUCUCAGUAUGACGACUAGAACACCUGGUUACAUGUCUGAGCUGUGUAGAAACACUUCAUUUUCCCUCUCGUCUCUGCCCUGCCUCUCCAGUGAUCCUUUGGACAGUCCAUUUCUGACUUCUAGCCAAUGGGGGCAGCAAGCAGAAAGUCCUCAACCCCCCCAGCUUGGUAAUUCCACACAGUGGGGAAAGUCGGGUUUCCUUUCCCAACGCUCUGUCAGCAUGGUGGAGACGAGCAGCACACCAGGAGCAAGUCUAGGCUGGCCUGAAAUAAAGACCUGUCAAAGUGACAUGAGCCCCUCAGCUCUCAAUGCCAACUCCUCCUCGUCCCCCUCUUCAGUUUCUAGCUCCUCUUCCUCAUCGCGCUACAAAACCGAACUGUGUCGAUCUUUCACCGAGAACGGCUUGUGCAAGUAUGGCGGGAAGUGCCAGUUUGCCCAUGGGCCAGAGGAGCUGCGUGAUCUUAACAGACACCCAAAGUACAAAACUGAGCCAUGUCGUACCUUUCAUACUAUUGGGUUCUGCCCCUAUGGGAUCCGCUGUCAUUUUGUCCAUAACAACGAGGAAGAAAAGAAACACCCCUACUCUCGCUCUGUAUCAUCAUUUUCCCCCUGCAACACGCCUCACCAACCACCUUCAACUUCCCGCUCCAACAGACCUCCUCUGGUCAGACAGAGUUUCAGCUUUGCUGGGUUUCCUUCUGCUCCCCAACAAGUCCUUCAGCCUCUCCUAACCGGUCACACUCCACCCGUCAAUGUCUCUUUCACACGAGCUCCAUCGGUUUCUCCUCCUUCAUGCGCUGACAUCACUGACCUGUUCUCCAAUGCCUUCCUAGAGAUGGACACCGCAUUCGAGUCCUCCCCUGCCCACCAUUACCAACCCCCCAUGUGCCAGACCACUCCAGCUGACCCUCGCUCUCCAUUUCUGCCAUCCCCUGAUUCCGGGUAUUCGCCAUGUGGUCUGUCUCCAACUGGUUCGCCUUCCCUCAGGCAGAGUCCAAGCACUGCAGGGAUCCUCCCAGGGCCUUUGGGUACCCGAUCCCUGUCGUACACCUCUCUGUCAGACCAGGACCAAGAUGGAGGCAGCUCUGCUAGCUCAUUCAGUGGCUCUGAAUCCGGCGGGAGUAACAACGAAAGCAGUGGCAGACGUCUCGCAGUGUUCAGUCAGCUCUCUGUUCCUGAAGAUGCCACAGGAUUCUGCCUUUAAACUGCAGCGUGCUUCAACACAAAAAUGUUUUCAUACAUUACAACUCAAUACAUGCAGUGCACACACACAUCCUUAGUCAUUGCAAUGUUCACACACUAGACACAUAUGUACACUCCUCAUCCAGCUGGACUGAUCCUGAAGAUGCUCUGUUCGCCUGAAAUAAAUGAAGACUUGAUGACUGACUCGGAUUCCCGUUAGAUUUAUGUAGGAAAAUGUCUCAAGCUACAAUCACAUUGAAAUGAGUGUUUUUACCACAACAGUACACAUCAAGACAGAUGUUUGACAGUGUUGGGAACCUUUUUUUUUUUUUUUUUUUAAUUUUCUAAAUGAGCUGACACGUGAGUUGAGACAAACUGAAUCAGUGUGAUGGGAAUGUGGUUGAAGCUCACCACCUCACUGAUUCAUUGAUUAACUUGUCAGCAUCUUAAAUAUAUCAGUCUGAUGAAGCCAAAGAGGACACUUAUAACUCAGACUUUGUUUAGGAGUUCCUCCUUAAAUUAUCACGGUAUUGUUUAUAAGCUUGUGAAAGUUUGUUUUUCUUUUUUUUUCUCAUAAUUGUGCAGUCUCACGUUUAUGUUUAGAUCAGCAGCCUUUAACCUGAAGGUUUCUAAACAAUGUGCCUGUCAGGUCUCUUGACAUUGUUAGGUUGGGGGUGAGUUGUUUAUUUUUUUUUUCCAAAGAAGAGCAGUAAUUGAAUCUGCCUUGGCUUCUUGUGCAUUCUUGGCAUGCUGCUACUAGUGAUAUGACAAAUUGCCAAAUUUAGGCUGCACAGAAGCAAUAAUGGGAUGCCAACACAUUACUGGCUUUUGACUCUGGUGUAAAGUUUAAAUCCCAGUGGAUCCUUCUCAACAGUCCCUGCUUUCAUUCACUGGUUUUAUUGAUCUUUGACAUUCCCAGUAGCUGGACUUUGUUUUUUGUUCUUUUUUUUUUUUUGUUGUUUGUUUUUUGGAUGACUGUUUUUGUGAUCCCCACCUUGUUGCAUUACUUUGUGAUUCAGUAUUAAUUCUUGUUACGGCUCUGUACUGUUAAGACUGCAUCAUCCCAGUAUCAUCUAUGUGAACUGUACUCCUGGGUCUGUUGCCUUACUGAACUGGAUUCAGCGUACUGUAGGGUUAGGAUAUGUUUGCUUAGUGUUUUAGAAAAGUUACUUGGCUGUUUUGUGUGUUUACAGGAUAGUUGGUUAGAGGAACGAAUGAUACAAUGUUCCUGAUCUAUUUAAAAUUGCCUUUUUGUCAACAUGUUUAGGGCCUUGUUAGCAGUAAAGCUCAUAAUCCUUAGUAAAUUAAUUUCUUUAAUUUAUUUAAAUGUAUUUAUAGAGAAGUUCUUUUGUUAAUGCUUGCAUCAAGUUUAAUAUAUUUGGGUUUCUUUUGCUUUUUUUUGUACUACAAAUAAAGUUCUUUCCUUUUUU
Melanotaenia boesemani (Boeseman's rainbowfish) is the source of this 2935-nucleotide messenger RNA. RefSeq lists its product as uncharacterized. The transcript has 2 exons. The coding region runs from base 223 to 1527 and encodes 434 amino acids. Gene Ontology annotation, molecular function: metal ion binding; mRNA binding. NCBI's taxonomy places the organism in Eukaryota, Metazoa, Chordata, Actinopteri, Atheriniformes, Melanotaeniidae. The record is from RefSeq and is a predicted model, not a curated record.